Messenger RNA from Lodderomyces oxycetoniae, 675 nucleotides. It is a transcript of the gene FESUR1, whose product is annotated as Fesur1p. Lineage: Eukaryota; Fungi; Ascomycota; Pichiomycetes; Serinales; Debaryomycetaceae. The record is from RefSeq and is a predicted model, not a curated record. The transcript has a single exon. The coding region runs from base 1 to 675 and encodes 224 amino acids. Gene Ontology annotation, biological process: mitochondrial respiratory chain complex I assembly; electron transport coupled proton transport; aerobic respiration. Gene Ontology annotation, molecular function: quinone binding; NADH dehydrogenase (ubiquinone) activity; 4 iron, 4 sulfur cluster binding.
AUGUACUCCUUGUCAAAGCAUAUUAUUUAUGGACCCAUAAAGCAGCAAUCUAGAUCAGCUUCUAUCCUUCUAUCUUCAGUUUCACAGGUUCCCCAUGUUUCCUUUAAUAGUGGGUAUAUAAGCAAGCGUCAUGUUUCUUCUAAAGAAUUGACUCCACAACAAUUGCCUAAGGAGUUCCCAUUAAUGUCUGAGAAAACCGCUUCGAGCGCAAUAGAUUACGCAUUGACUUCGUUGGAUUUGAUUGCAAAUUGGGCAAGAAAAUCAUCAUUUUGGCCCGUGACUUUUGGUUUAGCUUGUUGUGCAGUGGAGAUGAUGCAUGUGUCGGCACCAAGAUACGAUCAAGAUAGGUUGGGUAUUAUCUUUAGAGCAUCGCCUCGACAAUCAGAUAUCAUGAUUGUUGCAGGUACAUUGACGAAUAAAAUGGCUCCUGCCUUGAGACAGGUUUAUGAUCAGAUGCCCGAUCCAAAAUGGGUUAUUUCCAUGGGUUCGUGUGCCAACGGAGGUGGUUACUACCAUUAUUCAUACUCAGUCGUGAGAGGGUGCGAUAGAGUUAUACCAGUAGACAUAUAUGUACCUGGAUGCCCACCAACGUCGGAAGCAUUGAUGUAUGGUGUAUUCCAGUUACAAAAGAAAAUGAUGAGUGCAAGAAUAACGAGAUUGUGGUACAGGAGUUAA